Saccostrea echinata is the source of this 1686-nucleotide messenger RNA. Its product is annotated as protein FAM47E-like. The transcript is spliced from 9 exons. NCBI's taxonomy places the organism in Eukaryota, Metazoa, Mollusca, Bivalvia, Ostreida, Ostreidae. The record is from RefSeq and is a predicted model, not a curated record. Bases 39 to 1433 code for a protein of 464 amino acids.
UAUCUUCGGUAUAAACAAAUGGCUGACUAUCGAACGUGAUGGCUGAACUAAAGUACGAUUUGGCUUUGGUUAAUACUGCAUCUGGAAUAAAGAUAAGAGAAAAACCUUGGUACAAAGAAAGAUUACAUACAAAAUAUAUCAAAUCACUGAAACCAGAAGACACAUCAAAGGCACUACUGGGAAAGGACUGGCUCUUCCUAAAGGAUGGUUUAGAUGACUUCAGAGAUGGCCUCCCACCACCAGUAAAAGGAGAUAUAUUAAUAAAAGGUCAUAAAGGACCAGGCCCUAAUCUAAAAGGCAGUAGUGAAAAUAUCAGUCCAGUUAAGCAGCCAGCUGUAAAGAAUCGCUUCAGCAAACACCAAAUAUGUUAUUCUCGGUCCACACCCCUUCAGCAAAGCAGAAGAGACCACAUAGAUGAAAUAGAGUAUAGUCUUGUACUGCACCCUCUGGCUCUUUACCCUCAUUUGGAGGAGAGUGUCCCUCCAGAGCUAUUUGAGGACAUUGUGGAUAUACUUGAUCCAGAGAUGAACCUUGAUCCAGAUGAAGAUUUCUCAGAUCAGCUGGAUGAGGAGGAAGAUGAAGAGGAGGAAGAUGGUGAAGUUCAAAGGUCACCAAAGGAAAAGGAGGAGGAUGUACUCAAAUCAGAAGGAGGCCACAGUCAGGACUCUGAUGAACCAAGGAUAAGGAAUCCCUACAGGUGGCUGCCAAGACGAGAUGAAAAAGACAAAAAAGAUAAAAAGAAGAGUGACAAAAGUGCCUCAUCAGAGUCUCAGGAGGAACAUAUAAAGAAGGUAACCAAGGAUUUCUGUGACUGGGUGGCCGAGAGCCUUGGAGGGGAUCAGAAUAAGUUUGAGGAGUCCACAAUCAUGAGUCUGUUUGCCAGUGGUUAUGAGACAAAGCCUGCUCUGUCUGUCCCUAUCCAUGUUGUAGAGCUGACGAACGUCCCCCAGGAGCUCAGGCAGCAGGCCACAGUAUCUAACCAACAAACCAGCAAAAAUAUUCCCGCUCCAGAAGAAAAGUCCACAAAAUGGAAAUACUCUGGCCAAUAUGAGCCUAGCUGGGUAAAGUUCAAAUAUGGAGCUUGGUACCUGGACCCAAAGUCCUGGAGAAAGAGACAGGACGAUGAACCGUUAGAGAACCCCAAGGACAUCAAAGACAAAGAGAUGUCAGAAGCCAAGAAGAAGAGUAAAGAACUGAAUCAUGUUAUAGCUCAAUCUCAGGGUGCUAAGUUGUUUAUGGAUUGGGUGAAUGAUCCAAAGCGACAAAUUGAUCCCAAAAAUGAACACACAAAACCAGAGUUUUUGGAUGAGGUGGCUAAAAUUCAGGAGCAAGCUUUGAUUGAGGAACAAAAAAGGCUUAAAGCAGAACAAGAUGCCAAACAGAGAAAACUGUACUCCAGGAGAAGGACAGAGACAGAACAGUCUGCUGCUUAAGUGUGUUCAUGUGAUGCUGAGGUCAAAAGGUCAAGGAUGUGAUGGCUCCUUAAAACACCAUAUAUUACUGUGAUAUAAAAAAAAAAUUGGAUAAACAUGAGAAAUUUUUUGUGAUAUGCCAUGUCUAAUUAUGCAUAUUUAGUUAUUUCCAUUUCAUUUUUGUGAUGAAAUUAAACGAAUAAUAUACACUAAGUUAAUGAAUGUUGUUUAUUUGUUAUGUGUAAUAUUGAAAUAAAAUCACUAGAAAGAUGUU